This is a messenger RNA of Pseudophryne corroboree (corroboree frog), 894 nucleotides long. RefSeq lists its product as uncharacterized. NCBI's taxonomy places the organism in Eukaryota, Metazoa, Chordata, Amphibia, Anura, Myobatrachidae. Gene Ontology annotation, biological process: positive regulation of fat cell differentiation. Bases 1 to 894 code for a protein of 297 amino acids. The transcript has a single exon. The record is from RefSeq and is a predicted model, not a curated record. Gene Ontology annotation, cellular component: nucleus.
AUGAUCACCCUGCCCUCCUCUUCAUACAGCAGCAUGAUCACCCUGCCCUCCUCUCCAUCCAGCAGCAUGACUAUCCUGCCCUCCUCUUCAUCCAGCAGCAUGACUACCCUGCCCUCCUCUUCAUCCAGCAGCAUGAUCACCCUGCCCUCCUCUUCAUCCAGCAGCAUGAUCACCCUGCCCUCCUCUUCAUCCAGCAUCGUGACUACCCUGCCCUCCUCUUCAUCCAGCAGCAUGAUCACCCUGCCCUCCUCUCCAUCCAGCAGCAUGAUCACCCUGCCCUCCUCUUCAUACAGCAGCAUGAUCACCCUGCCCUCCUCUCCAUCCAGCAGCAUGACUAUCCUGCCCUCCUCUUCAUCCAGCAGCAUGACUACCCUGCCCUCCUCUUCAUCCAGCAGCAUGAUCACCCUGCCCUCCUCUUCAUCCAGCAGCAUGAUCACCCUGCCCUCCUCUUCAUCCAGCAUCGUGACUACCCUGCCCUCCUCUUCAUCCAGCAGCAUGAUCACCCUGCCCUCCUCUUCAUCCAGCAGCAUGAUCACCCUGCCCUCCUCUCCAUCCAGCAGCAUGAUCACCCUGCCCUCCUCUCCAUCCAGCAGCAUGAUCACCCUGCCCUCCUCUCCAUCCAGCAGCAUGAUCGCCCUGCCCUCCUCUUCAUACAGCAGCAUGAUCACCCUGCCCUCCUCUUCAUACAGCAGCAUGAUCACCCUGCCCUCCUCUUCAUACAGCAGCAUGAUCACCCUGCCCUCCUCUUCAUCCAGCAGCAUGAUCACCCUGCCCUCCUCUUCAUCCAGCAGCAUGAUCACCCUGCCCUCCUCUUCAUCCAGCAGCAUGAUCACCCUGCCCUCCUCUUCAUCCAGCAGCAUGAUCCCCUGCCUGCCUCUUCAUACAGCAACAUGA